AAACUUGGUCAGCUGACCACGGCCUACACGUGACCACUUGGAGUCAGCUGAUGUUUCGGGUGACAGGAAGAGACGUCCAAACUCUUCUGUUGCCGUCGGUCUACUCGUCGUUUCGCCGCGUUUAAUUGAUUCUCUUUCCCCCAGACAUGUCUCCAAAGUGAGGCCCCUGAACGCACCAUGAUGCUGGAGGAGAGGAGCUCACUAGAGGUGUGCGUGAUCCCGGAGAACCGGCACUGUGGCGGGGUGACGGACAUCCGGAGAGCCGCGCUGGCUCCCGGAGGCUCUCUGCUCGGCUGUCUGGGACUCCGCGGCCGCCUGGUGGUCUGGAACCCGGCGGACAGAGAGGCGCCUCCGGCCGCAGUAGACGGCUGUUACGCCGACUUCUCCUGGGAGGAGGAGGAGGAAGGGGGCGGAGCCAGCAGUAGCUCCUCCUCCCUGCUGGCUGUUGGCACUCAGGGGGAGGUGACGCUGCUGCGGGUGGAGGCGGAGCCAUCGUCCUCCAUCAGGGUCCUCCGGGUCUCCGGGUGUCCUGCAGAGCGCCUGCUGCAGACAGUCAGAGAGCAGGACCCCGAUGUGCGUGAGCUUCAGUCCGUGCACGUGUUGUCGUUUGCCGCCGGUCGCGGCCGCGUGCUGCUGAACCGUGAUUGGCUGCUGCAGCUGCGGUGGCGGCAGACGGGGGAGGAGCCACAGCCUCAGGAGGAGGAGCCACAGCCUGAGGAGGAGGAGGAGCUGCAGACUGUUUCCUGCUGCAGCAUCCGGCAGAGCGAUGACAGCAGCCGCUCCUCCGUCCACCAUUGUGUCUGUAGUGACUUCCUGUUUGUCCUCAGCGCCACGGGACUCAUCGCUGUGCAUCAUGUCUCUGAUGGCCGUCUGCAGGCCAGCAUCGACCUGCCGGCUUACCUCACGUUCCUCCAGCUUGAGGACAACCUUGUCUCCUCCUCCCCCUCCUCCUCCCUCUGCCCCCCCUCCUCCUCCCCCUCCCCCUCCUUCGCCUCCUCCUCCUCCUUCUGCCUCCUCCAGGUGACCCCUGACCUUAGCACAGUCGUGGCCGUCACUCAGUCUCACACCGCCGUUGCCAUCGACCUCGACCGCUACUUCAGUCUGUAUCCAGACCACCUGCUGUGUGCCGCGGCCCCCCUCCGGCCCCCCAUCCAGAACCCCCUCCGGUUCCAGACCCCCACAGACCAGGACGGCCUGUCCAGCGCCGUCUGCAGUCUCUCCGGCCUCGGGGCACCCUUCAGCGCCGACCGCUCCUGGGAAACUCGUCUGGCCUCCAUGUACAGCAGAGCUCAGAAGUCUGCAGCUCCCUCCUCCUCCUCCUCCUCCUCCUCUUCCUCCUCCUGGUCCUCCUCGCUCCACCCCCCAAGGCCCCCCAGGGCCGGGUCCUCAGCCCACAGCAGGGUCCCUCGUGGCGUGGCGACCGUGACCUUCUCCGCCCCGAAGCAUUCCGCCCCGUCUCUGCUCGCCGUGUCCGAGUUCUCCGCCCAGCUGACCUUCGCCUCCCCUGGGAACCGACGGACCACCGUUGCAUUGUGGGACUUUGAGUCUGGGAGCGUGAGCCACCACGAGGCGCAGGGCGAGGCCGCUCCGGUCCAGCACUGGAGAGAGAGGCAGCACCGACUGCUGUUGAAGGACUCCGGACUCUUCCAGGUCCUGUUCUCCGUGACCCAGCAGGAGCUGCUCAGCAGGCUGAUGUUGUUCGGCAGCGCGGCGACGGUGGACGCCGUCUGCCACCUGAACAGCUGGGGGCGCUGCUCCAUCCCCGUCCAUGCACUGCAGGCGGGUCUGAAGAACCGUCAGCUGGACACGGUGGACUUCUACCUGAAGAGCAAAGAGAAGCUGCUGGUCCCUGAAGCCGAGGAGCCGGAGGCCUCCAGGCGGAGCCUGAGCCACCGCUUCCAGGACCUCUCUCCUGCGUUGGACCUCCUCUGUUCGGCCGUCAGAGACUCUCACAGUGAAGCUCAGAGUCGUCAGUUCUCUGAACAGCUGCUGAACGUCACCACGAGCUUCAUCAACACACAGGUCCGCUCGGUCCUGUCCAACACCCAGCUGGAGGACGAGGGUGUGCGCGGCUGCGUCGACGCUCUGGACCUCUACGUCACCGAGCUGAGGAGCUACAUGAAGAAGUUCCCCUGGCCAGCAGGGGGCGACGCCACCGACUCAGCUGACCGUAUUCAGAAGGAGAAAGAGGAGGAGGAGGAGGAGGAGGCUCAGAGAGACGAAUGGGAGCAGCUGCCGACAGAGGAAGUGGUCCGUCAGUCUGUCCUGACCAAUCAGAUCCCGAGGGCUCAGGCCGUCCUGAGGAGGCGGAGCCGGCCGGAGCAGCGCCUGUCGGCUCUGAGGAUGGAGGGUCUGCGUCAGGUGUUCUGCUGCCUGCAGGACCGAGACCUGCAGACCGCCAGCACGCUGCUCGUCAACAUGGGCUUCAGCGUGAAGGAGCAGCUCCACAGCGUCUGUCUCCACACCGACGACAAGAACCUGCGGCAGUUCGUGGUGGAGGAGCUGUCGGGGCGGAGUCAUUUCCCGGGCGAGGAGCUGCAGAGCGUGGCGUUCAUCAGGGAGAUGGAGAGGCUGGGGUCCCUGCCUGCAGCCCGUCGCCACGCAGAGGCCACGCCUCUCAGGCCAGUCCAGGUCCAGAUGGUCCCCAGGGAGCCGGGUGGAGGCGAUGCGGUUCUGGAGGAGCUGCUGGGUCAGAGGAGGUCUGCGGUGGAGGAGCAGGAGCAGAAAGCCGGGCUCUGGAGGAACCUCCGACUGGACUGGGUGAGGAACUGGGACCCGAGCUGCCAGACCGCCGUCCUGCUGUCCAGACGGCAUCACACAGAGGUGACUUCCUGCGACCCAGCCGUGUUGUGGCGUUACCUGACGGCUCUGCACGACCAGCGCCGGGUGGUGGACUGGAUCCAGGACCAGCAGACCCCCGGGGGGUCCCGGUGGCCCGAGCUGACCCCGGAGCUGGUGGACGACAACACGGCCUGCAGCACCUACAUGAGGGAGCAGAUCCUGGACCUGCUGGCCAGGAGGGGCCUCUUCGUCCCGGAGGAGCUGGCGGACCUGGAUCAGCUGCUGUGGAGGCUGGCUCAGGGUGGGGGGGUGAUGGCCCCGGCCCCCCAGGUCCCUCAGUACCGGUCCCCUCUGGGCCUGGACCUCCACAGCCUCUUCAUCUCCUUCUGUGUGGACCGCGGCCUGCAGUACCUGCUCUACACCUACCUGGAGCACCACAGGUUGACGCCCAGGAACUGUCCCCUGUUGACCAAUCAGAGCCUGUCUGAGAGCCGGCCCUGGUUUGACAUGCUGGUGAAGAUCCAGGAGAUCACCAGAGACCUGUCAGAUCCAGGUCUGGUCUUCCAGGCCAGUUUAACCAGUGCUCAGGUGCUGUUGCCAGGCAACCAGGCGUCUCUGAGCAGCCUGCUGCUGGAGGGCCACAGCCUGUUGGCCCUGGCGGCCAUCAUGUUCGCCCCCGGAGGGAUCAACCAGGUGGUGGUUCAGGGCGAGCGGCCGGGCCGGGCUGAGGGGACGGUAGACCCCCAGCUCCUGAAGAUGGCGCUGGCCCCCCACCCCAAACUGAGGGCUGCCCUGUUCCCCUCCGGGCCCCGGGGAACCGGCCCAUCCUCGGACGUCUCCGUCUACCACCUGCUGCAGUCGCUCCACCCGCUGGACCCCACCCGGCUGUUCGGAUGGCAGGCGGCAAACACCCUCAACUCCACCGAGACUUCUGAGCUGCCUCAUUUCUCCAGCCCUCACCUGGUGGGCCGCUUCGCUCUGGUGGAGAACCUGGACUUCCUGUACUACCUCCGUCACGGCCGACCGUCCUUUGCGUUCGCCACGUUCCUCGUCCAGCAGCUGAGCGUCUGCAGCGACGUCCCACUGCUGCUGCAGCAGGUCUGGCAGCAGACGUACAGUUUGGCCCUCCAGAGUUUUAAUGUCCCGUCUGUGACGUCAGCGUCCGUCUGCUUCUGUGAGCUGCUGGGGGUCAGUAGCCUCAAACUGAGGGUCGACGUCAGAGCCUCGAACGCCAUCAUGCAGCACUGGAGCCAGGACAACACACGGACACUACACACUCUGGUGUCUAAAGCUGAAAAGCUGGCAGAGGCGGAGCCUGGAGCAGCAGAAGAGCUGAUUGGCUACCUGGAAGCUGCAGUGACGGACAGCCUGGAGCAAAAAGGCAUCGGCAGGUCGUCCUACGAGGCGGCUCAGGAGUGGGCGUUGCCUGUUCAGUUCUGUCAGCUCCACCGUCUGCAGCUCAGCUCUGUUUUUCCCGCCCGCUGCGCCGAGGACGGACAGUUCAUCCACUUCCUGUUGUUCGUCCAGCUGCACAGCUUCCCGCCCCCGCAGGUGAGGUCGCUGGCGGCCCGGUUCGGCCCGACCCUGCGGGCCCACCUGAGUCUGGCCUUUCAGGACUUGCAGGCGAGCGGUCCGAGGGGGCGUCGCCCCGUGUCCCCGACCGGGACCCCGGAGCACCCCAGGGAGCUGUUCCAGGUCCUCCUGCAGAGCCAGGAGGAGGCGGAGCCCUGCAGGUACUUGCUGCAGGAGGCGCUGGUGCAACGCUGCCCGACGCUGGCUGUCAUGGCCGCCUGCCAACAGGGGGAGGAGCUUCUGCCGGGCCUCUGCGUGUGGUUGUUGACCUCCGUCGAUGCCGCCGCCUCGGGGGAAGCCGCCGCCCACCUGGCCGACGCCCCCCAGCACCACGAGUGGACGCUGCACGACCUGUCGGUCAUCUGGAGGACGCUGCUGGGGCGGGGCCACGUCAGGCCCCUCCUACGAGGCUUCGAGCUCUUCCAGCGGGACUGCCCCCUGGUUCUGGUGCUGAGGAUGUUUGAGUUGUGCUGCGACUUCAGGAAAUUCUCUGAGGCCAAAGAGAAGCUGCUGGACUUCCAGAGGACGCUGAUCACCCUGAGGAACGGCGGCGCGGCGCCCCCUGGUGGCCUCCCCCUGCAGUGGGUGGAGAGCCAGGCCUCCGUGCUGCUCCUCGCCAUGCUGCGCCGCGCCUCCUCGCCGUACGACCGCCACCGGCUGCUGCAGCUGCUCGCCGGCGUGGACAAGCUGCUCAAGUCCAACGGUCCAGACUUCAGGAAGCUCAGUCAGCUCAGCCAGCUGCUGCAGGGGUCAGAGGUCAGCCUGUCCCCCCGGCUGCUGGAGUGCAGUUCUCCCUCCGUCCAGCAGGAGGAGUUCCAGGCCGCGGUGGACGCUCUGCAGGCCGGGGGGCGCUACGGCCAGGCCCGGCGGGUCGCCCUGCUGGCCGGCCUGCCCGUCCAGCGCCUGCUGCUCAGCCAGCUGCACCAGGAAGCGACCUCCCAGAGGUCCAAGCGCCAGUGGCGCCGGCUGGAGACCCGGGUCGGCCUGUGGCGCCGAUGUCACGAGCGGCUGCGGGCCGAGGGCGCCGACCCGGAGUCGGCCUCCCGGUUCUUCCUGUCUCAGGCCGAGCCGCCGGAGGCCGGGUCCGAUCUGCUGGCGGUGCAGGAGCGCUGCCUGCUGCUCUGCCUCGCCGCUCGCUGGCUGUCGCUGCUCCGCCCGCCGCCCGCCGCCCGGCUGCGGCGCCUGGAGGAGGAGCUGUGGGCCGGCCGGGCGCGGCGCCACGUCCUCGCCGCCGCCGUGGAGGAGCAGAGCGUCUUCAGCCCGCCGCCGCCCGGCGCCACGCCGGAGACCGACCCGUACGCCGCGCUCAUGAAGGAGUUCUCCUUCUCCGACGUGUCGGGCCUGAACACCGACAGCUGCCUCCGGCUGGAGGGGCUCCCCGGGCCCGGCGAGGACCGGGAGGAGCCCGGCACCGCCCCCCCGCUGAGCCCCGAGGAGAGGAGCGCUCUGGCCGCUCUGGUCGGUCAGCUGCUAGAAGAAGGCAGCGUCCACGAAGCCAGCCGGGUCUGCCGCUACUUCUCCCUGUACCACCGGGACGUGUGGCUGGUGCUGCGCUGCAGGGGCGUGGCCUCCGGAGAGCUGGAGCCGGAGCCUCUGGAGGAGGAGGAGGGUCUGCCGAGGAAGAGCAUGACCAGCUCUCCCUCCAUGAGCAGCCUCCUCUCCUUCGUCAUGCUUCCCCUCCCUGAAGACGAGGUCGCCGGCCUCCUCCAGAAGCUGGUGGAUCAGUGUCGGCACGGCAAGAACUACUGCAGACAGGUCCUGGGCCUGUACCAGCUCUCCAAGGAGCUGCAGUGCUCCUUCCUCCAGAUGUGCCGGGAGGAGCCGCGCUCGGCGCUGGAGAAGCUGCUGCUGUCGGAGCAGCCGGAGCGCUUCAGGAAGGCCCGGGCCUUCGUCCGGGCUCAGGGGCUCGGCGCCGACGCCGUGGCCCAGCUGGUGGCCGGCGCCGUGGUCCGGGCGCUGCUGGCCGGCUCCGCCCACGAGCUGCAGCCCGAGAGGCAGGUGUUCCGGCCCUCUGAGGGUCGUGACUCUCUGGUCCAACUCGUCAAACUGUGUGACGACCCGAACCUGGUGGGAGUCAAACUGCUGGAGCACCUCAACGGCGUUCACCUGAGAGACCUGAGCUGCAUCGUGGAGCUGCUGGUCGUGGCUCACGACUGCUUCAGCCUCACCUGUAACAUGGAGGGCAUCGUCAGGGUGCUGCAGGCCGCACGCCACCUGAGCCACGCCUACCUGGCCCCGGGGGAGCACUACGGCCUGUUGGUGCGCCUCCUGACGGGCGUGGGCAGGUACAACGAGAUGACCUACGUGUUUGACCUUCUGCAUCAGAACCAUCGAUUUGAGAUGCUGCUGAGGAAGAAGAUGGAUAUAGACAGAGGACAGACCUCCAGUCUGAAGACCGCCCUGCUGGACUACCUGCGCCGCUGCCUGCCGGCUGACAGUGAGAAGCACAACAUGGUGGCGCUGUGCUUCAGCAUGAGGAGAGAGAUCGGAGAGAACCACGAGAUGGCAGCGCGCACGCAGCUGAAGAUCAUCGAGUCGCAGCCCUGGGUGGUGACUCCUGAUCUGAAGAGCUCUCUGGUCAAAGUGUUGGGUCUGCUGAGAGACGCAGCAGAGAGCUACUCCAAGGACUCGUGUGUGCGUCAGGCCACUCGCUGUGUGAGCUCUGCUAAGCUCGUCUGUCUCCAGCUUCACUUCCUGAAUUCCGGCUCUGAGCUGCGUGUCGUCCACCUGAGAGCCGCCGAGCUGCUGGAGGCCGUCACGGCGUUACCACGGUGCUACCAGGUACAUCCCAUAAUACUACCAUCUACCAGGUACAUCCCAUAAUACUACCGUCUACCAGGUACAUCCCAUAAUACUACCAUCUACCAGGUACAUCCCAUAAUACUACCAUCUACCAGGUACAUCCCAUAAUACUACCGUCUACCAGGUACAUCCCAUAAUACUACCAUCUACCAGGUACAUCCCAUAAUACCACCAUCUACCAGGUACAUCCCAUAAUACUACCAUCUACCAGGUACAUCCCAUAAUACCACCAUCUACCAGGUACAUCCCAUAAUACUACCAUCUACCAGGUACAUCCCAUAAUACUACCGUCUACCAGGUACAUCCCAUAAUACCACCAUCUACCAGGUACAUCCCAUAAUACUACCAUCUACCAGGUACAUCCCAUAAUACUACCAUCUACCAGGUACAUCCCAUAAUACUACCAUCUACCAGGUACAUCCCAUAAUACCUCCGUCUACCAGGUACAUCCCAUAAUACUACCAUCUACCAGGUACAUCCCAUAAUACCACCAUCUACCAGGUACAUCC
Messenger RNA from Pseudoliparis swirei, 7664 nucleotides. RefSeq names its product SPG11 vesicle trafficking associated, spatacsin (gene spg11). The coding region runs from base 178 to 7176 and encodes 2332 amino acids. The transcript has 38 exons. Gene Ontology annotation, biological process: axo-dendritic transport; axon extension; synaptic vesicle transport. The record is from RefSeq and is a predicted model, not a curated record. Gene Ontology annotation, cellular component: axon; cytoplasm; dendrite. Lineage: Eukaryota; Metazoa; Chordata; Actinopteri; Perciformes; Liparidae.